AGAUAAAAAGCAAACUCGUCGAGUGUUGUGUUUGUUUUUUGCAAUAAUAAAAGAAAACGAACGGUGGUGAUAGGCCUUGUUCUGUAAUCUCAAUCGCUCCUCCCUCCUCUCUUUUCCAGCGUCCGAUUCCUUCUCCAUUAUCACCGAUCUUACACACGCUCGCGCCAAAUACAAAUUCAGGGUUCCGACGAUAUGUCCGAAGCUCCAGCGAGUCCUGGCGGUGGAAGCCACGAAAGCGGCGAACAUAGUCCUCGUUCUAACAUCCGUGAGCAAGAUAGGUUUCUUCCUAUCGCCAACAUUAGCCGCAUCAUGAAGAAAGCUCUCCCUGCUAAUGGCAAAAUCGCGAAAGAUGCUAAAGAGACCGUUCAGGAAUGCGUCUCCGAGUUCAUCAGCUUCAUCACCAGCGAGGCCUCUGAUAAGUGUCAGAGAGAGAAGAGGAAGACUAUUAACGGCGAUGAUUUGCUUUGGGCGAUGGCUACUCUAGGUUUUGAGGAUUAUAUUGAUCCUCUUAAGAUUUACCUUACAAGAUACAGAGAGGUGAAUUUUAUAUCAAUUUACUGUUUUUUCAAUUUUUUAGGGGUUUUACUUUACAAGCUUUUCUGGUCCCCGGUGAAAAUAAAUGAGAGUUGGGUCCUCUGACAAUGUAUACAGAGUUAUUUUGAAGUUUUAUUGCUGUUGUGCUUUUUACUGAUGGUAAUUUUUUCAUUGCUUUGCCGUGGGUUGGUUCGAUUGGAAAUGUUUCAGAUGGAGGGUGAUACAAAGGGCUCUGGCAAGGGUGGAGACUCGUCUGCUAAGAAAGAUCUUCAGCAAGGUUCUAAUUCUCAGCUUGUUCAUCAAGGUUCUUUCUCACAAGGUGUUUCUUACACAAAUUCUCAGGGUCAACAUAUGAUGGUUCCUAUGCAAGGCCCAGAGUAGGUAACAAGCCAAUUGACCCUUUUUCAAGGGUUGUCUGCAGUGCUGGUAGAGCUUUACAAACUGCUCUCGGCAUAAUUUAGUGUAUUUUAUGUUAUAAGUAAUACAAACAUAAGGCACAUUAAGUUCUUGUGUCCUGAUUUUUUUUUAAAUUAAGGUUUGUAUAUUAUGUCUGGAUUAAAAUUAUUAUUUCAAAGUUACAUUUGUAAUUUUAAGUGCUGGUGCCGCUUGGCAAAUGCUGAAGAAUUUAGGAAGCUGAUUGUAUGCAUAAAUUGAGGUUUUUUAAAACCUUAUAUCGUGUACAAUGGAUGAAAACGGUUGAGUUUUUGAACAGUUGUGGAAUUUUUAUUGAGUGAGCAUUUUAAAUGA
Messenger RNA from Lathyrus oleraceus (garden pea), 1281 nucleotides. Its product is annotated as nuclear transcription factor Y subunit B. NCBI's taxonomy places the organism in Eukaryota, Viridiplantae, Streptophyta, Magnoliopsida, Fabales, Fabaceae. Gene Ontology annotation, biological process: regulation of transcription by RNA polymerase II. The record is from RefSeq and is a predicted model, not a curated record. Gene Ontology annotation, molecular function: protein heterodimerization activity; RNA polymerase II cis-regulatory region sequence-specific DNA binding; DNA-binding transcription activator activity, RNA polymerase II-specific. The transcript is spliced from 6 exons. The coding region runs from base 193 to 639 and encodes 148 amino acids. Gene Ontology annotation, cellular component: CCAAT-binding factor complex; nucleus.